UCAUCAUUUGAUUUGAUAUCCGUAUUCGCUUUAUCCUUACACGCCAAUGGCCAUGGCAGCUCUCCCUGACUUCUUCUCUCGUUUCUACACGGUUACAUUCGUCUUCUUCACAAUCUCUCUCCUCGAAAUCAAGAAUCUGUUCCGAUCAAUCACCAGAAUCGCUUCAUUCCAAAACACCUCCAAACAACUACUCACAACAACCCAGUUUUUCAAAUUCCUCGAAGAGAGAAACCCGACGAUCUCAUACACCCGGAAACUGAAGCCUCAAUCCAGAGAUUGCGCAGUCUGUUUGUCCGAUUUCGUCGAAGGAGAGAAGAUUCGGAGACUGAAAUGUAAGCACGCAUUUCACAAGAACUGUUUGGAUAGGUGGUUGAACCAGUACUGGGCUACUUGUCCUCUCUGCAGGAGCAAAGUGUUGCCUGAUGAAGUUGUUGCAGGGUUUCAUCAAUCAAGGCAAGACCCAGUGGAGCAUGAUCGGAGCGCUGAAGAGAUUAUUUACUUGUUGUCUGCAUUAAAUGGAGAUAGUUAUCAUCAUGGAUAUUUCUGAUGAUUUUGAAUUUGAUUUUUAUUUUUAUUUGUGGGUUUGAAACAAAUUGUUUUGUCCUUUUUGUUUUUACAUGUAUAUAUAAUUCAAUAAUGAAGAAUACUUGUUUUGGUGA
Molecule: messenger RNA, 659 nt
Organism: Tripterygium wilfordii
Lineage: Eukaryota; Viridiplantae; Streptophyta; Magnoliopsida; Celastrales; Celastraceae
Product: E3 ubiquitin-protein ligase RHA2B-like
Exons: 1
Coding region: 47-547 (166 amino acids)
Source: RefSeq, a predicted model, not a curated record